This is a messenger RNA of Rhagoletis zephyria (snowberry fruit fly), 558 nucleotides long. The record is from RefSeq and is a predicted model, not a curated record. Lineage: Eukaryota; Metazoa; Arthropoda; Insecta; Diptera; Tephritidae.
AUGCCCAAAUCGCCCUCCAACAAUGCCUUUGAUGGAAAGACACUGGCCGUCAUUGCGCACAAAGGCUACAAGAUAGAGAACAAGCUCGGAGCUGGAGCCUUUGGAACGGUCUACAAGGCCGUCAACCGCCAGGGGCAGUACUCGGCGGUGAAGGUCAUUGACCUGAACAAGAUGGACAGCUCCACAAGAGAGAAGUACCUUCCAAGGGAGAUCAGCACUCUCAUCGACUGCAGACAUGAGAACCUCAUUCGAGUGUACGACAUUUUUCGCUGCAAUUUCAAGUUACACAUUUUCAUGGAGCUGGCGUCGAAUGGCGAUCUGGCCGGUUACGCGACCAAGCACAAUGGCUUCAAGGAGCCACUCGCCUGCAAGUGGUUCUUCCAGGCCUCCUCGGGACUGGCCUACCUGCACAACAGCAUGAAAACCUCACACCGGGACAUUAAGCUGGACAAUAUUCUUCUGGACGCCAACAUGGUAGCGCUGACCGACUUUGGAUUUGCCAAGCAGUGCUACGAUGCCGAUCGACACCGUGUCAUUCUCAGCGGCACCUUCUGGUAA